AUGCCGACAAACAACGCUGCAUACCUCACUGCCAUCGAGGCACCCCUCGAGCUCCGACAGGCUCCCUACCCUGACCCCAAACAAGAUGAACUUGUAGUCAAGACCCGUGCAAUUGCGAUCAACCCAGUCGAUUCAGGACAGCAGAAACUUGGCCCCUCAGUCUUUCCCUGGCUCAAGUUUCCUGCUAUCCUAGGCUGUGAUGUUGCUGGAGAGGUCGCCGAUGUUGGCUCGAGUGUCAGCUUGUUCAAGCCAGGCGAUCGUGUCGUUUGCUCCCACAUGGGCACUUUCCAGGAAUACGUUCCUGUAAAGGAACCCUUCUGCGCCAAAAUCCCGGACAAUAUUGGAUUUGAAGAGGCGGCAGUCAUACCUCUAGGAUUGGCUGUGGCCGCCAAGACUCUGUUUGAUCCGGAAUACCUGGCUCUUGACAAACCUACUCCAGAAACCACAGCCAAUGGCAAGGUCAUUCUUAUCUGGGGAGGAUCUACCAGUGUUGGGUGCAACAUGAUCCAACUUGCCAAGGCAGCAGGAUUCGAGGUCAUCACCACCGCGUCUCCCAAGAACUUUGACUAUCUCAAGGAGCUCGGUGCCAGCCAGACCUUCGACUACAGCUCGCCCACCAUCAAGGAGGAUCUUCUUGCUGCAGUCAAGGGAAAGAUAGUCGCAGGCGCUAUAGCGAACGGCGGCACGAACCCCGCAGACUAUCCUUCGAUCGUUGAAAACUGCGCAGCUAUUGCUCUGAGCUCACCGGAUAAUUGCAAGUUCGUUCCCCUGACUAUGGUGCCACGAUUUCCGUUGCCAGAGGGUAUCGAGACAAAAUUUGUCAUACCGGGAGACGAGGAAUCUGCCCCGUGGAUCUACAACGAGUACCUCCAGAAGUCUCUGGCUGAUGGCAGCUUUGUACCGGCGCCUAAACCGAAGGUUGUUGGACAAGGUCUGGAUAGUCUGCAAAAUGCACUGGACAUAAUCAGUGCUGGAGUGUCGGCGACCAAGAUCGUGGUCACUAUCUAG
Fusarium sp. VM40 is the source of this 1008-nucleotide messenger RNA. Lineage: Eukaryota; Fungi; Ascomycota; Sordariomycetes; Hypocreales; Nectriaceae. The record is from the annotation of a GenBank genome assembly.